This is a messenger RNA of Erigeron canadensis, 522 nucleotides long. RefSeq lists its product as uncharacterized. The transcript has a single exon. Bases 1 to 522 code for a protein of 173 amino acids. The record is from RefSeq and is a predicted model, not a curated record. Lineage: Eukaryota; Viridiplantae; Streptophyta; Magnoliopsida; Asterales; Asteraceae.
AUGAAGGUAGUGAUAGAUGGGUUUAUUCAUUGGAUUGCUUCUGAUGGUACUCUAGAGGGUGAUAUAUUAAAUAAAUUGGUAUUGUCAUUUGAUAUCAAGAGUGAACAAUUAACCGAAUUAUGCCUCCCACCUAGUUUAGCAGCUCCCACUUCACGGGCUAGUUUGAAUUUAUCUAAGCUUAGAGAGUCACUUGUCGUGCUUGAAGAAGCUGAAUGCGGAAAAGAAAUCGGUGUGUGGAUGAUGGAGCAUGGUGGUGUUCAAAACUCGUUCACAAAGCUAUUCACUGUCAACAAAUCACUAAAUGUACCACCGAUAUACGGGCUAAAUAUACUUGGAUUUACAAAUGAUGGCAAAACUAUAUCUCAUAUAGGUUUUUGUUUCUUGAGUGAUUUCCUUCCUAGUGAAUGGAAAAUUGUUUUUUAUGAAACUCACUCGAUCGAAAUGCUUCAAAAAUAUUGGGAUUUCUGCAAAUCGGUGUCCAUGUCUUGCAGGUUCAUAUAUGGAAACGCUAUUGUUGCUUGA